AUGUCACAGACGCUGGUGUGCGGAACGACAACCACUAAAGGUUUGCCAAAUGUUCAUUUUCUCCAAUUUCGUUCCCAUUUUCAGCACACUACUCGACAAUCGUGUUCGGAACGUGAGUCAAUCUCGAAUUGAUCUUUCUCCCCCACCUACGCACCAUUUUUUCUCGUUUCAGAACCGCAUUCUUCGAAACGACCGUGGUGGACGAGGCGACGACAACCGGUGCGCCCGUGACGACGACGGAAGCGGAAGCGGUCGCAACGACCAAAGGAUCGGAGACUACUGCCGCAGACGCCACCACCAAAGCUUCGGAGACGACUGCCGCAGGAUCGGCGACGACGGAAGAGGCUUCGGCCACAUCCAAGGCGGCGGAGACUUCGGCAGCGGCAGCAGCUACAACCAUCGAAGCUUCUGUGACAACCGUCGGAGUAGCUACAACAGUCAAGGACACCGCAACUUCAGCUGGAGUAGAAACAACCGCCAAAGAUUCGGCGACCUCUGCCGGAGUAGCCACGACGGCCGAGGCAGAAGUCACGACACCUGCAGAGGCUACAGAUGCUGCCGAAACGAGUGCAGCUGGAAGUGCGACAACGAAGAGUUCAGACGGAGGAUCGGCGAGCCCGUCCGGUCAAGAAACUACCCUCGACUUUACAUUUGCGCCGAACCCAACGGGAAGCGGAGAAAUCACGACACUACCGGCAGAAGAGUCGACGGCUCCGUAUGAUGAGUGUGCUCCGCCCGUCACGACAGUCUCUACGAUGGCUCCCGGCACCCUCGGAACACUAUUCCCGGGAGGUGGCAGUGGAGACGGCGGCUUCGAUCCGUACACUUUCGCCACGGAGACUCCGACUCCAAUGCCCGGAGUGACCAGAACGCCGGCAUGCAAGACGACUCCGAUUGUGACGACGACGAUUCAGUUCAAGACGUGCACGAUGAUCGCCGUGUCGAGCACAACUCCGAUGGUCACCUCGACGACGGCCUCAAUGGAUCAGACCUCCACGACUGCGUCUGUCGACGUCACAACUCUUGACUCGGUUUCCUCGACGACAGACGACGUAACAACGACAGCGGAUUCUGAAGAGUCCACCACUCCGUCAAUUGCUUCGUCGGAAUCUGUCACUUCUGAAGAACCAAGUGCCUCUUCUGAUUCUGCCACGUCUGAAGCGAGUGUUACUUCUGAAGAACCGAGUGGCUCAUCCGAUUCUGUCUCUUCCGAAUCGCCGUCUGCCACAUCUGAAGCAAGCGUUACCUCUGAAGAGCCGGACUCAUCGUCGGACUCUGCGUCAACUGAAUCUCCGUCGGCCACCUCAGAAGCAAGCGUCACAUCUGAUUCCGUAUCUUCUGAAUCUCCGUCGGCCACCUCGGAGGCAAGCGUUUCGUCUGAAGAACCAAGCGGUUCAUCUGAAUCUCUAUCGGCCAGCUCAGAAGCAAGCGUCACCUUUGAUUCGGUGUCAUCCGAAUCUCCAUCUGCCACGUCAAACGAACCGAGUGCAUCUUCCGACUCUGUCUCAACAUCUCAAGAAGACGAAACGACUCUUGACACGAUUGUCGAGACUACCACUUCUAGUACUUGUAAGUCAACCCAACAGCAUCAAUGUGAAACUCGGUUCAUUUUUCAGGGAGUACUUGCAACGACUGCUCCCAGAUCAACGUUCAAUUGUUCGACGGAAAUCCGUACGAAGAUGCGUCAUCGGUGCUCAAUAGAUAUUCGGCCUCCGGCUGCUAUUACGUUCAGUUCUUCUGCCGACCCAUCGAGGUUUCCCCUCUUUCUCACUCACUUUUAAAUAGAUUUAAAAUUGAAUUCAGAUCGGUGAGACAAGUACUGUGAGUACGAUUUUGUCCGGGAACACGAGUUAUAUCGGCGCUCCGUUGAGUGCGAACCUCGCGUGUCGGGACAAGAAAUGGGUGCUGUUGAGUUCGACGAACGCGUUGGCGGCCAAUGUCACUUCUCUGGGAUGUGUCUACGCGCAGACGACUACAACCACGAAGAAGCCGACGACAAUUCCGGGGGUGGAUACUUCGAAACCGUGUAUGAACUGCUCGAACCUGGUGGUCAGUCAGUCGACCUAUCCGGAAGGAGUAACUUACCUCGAUCACACCCUCGAGACCUGUCUGUCAGUUGAAGCGCAUUGCGUUCCGAUCAAUGUAAGUUGUGUUCGAUUCCUUUUCUCUAAUCUAACACGAGUUUAGGGAGGGACCGAAGUGGAACUGAUGUACAACAAUAAGGGCGUUCUGGACAGUGGCUCGACAGUGAACAGAACGUUCACCUGCACGAAAAACUCGAAAUGGCUCGAUGUCUCGACGAACACGAUCAUCAGCAACAUCUCGUGCAUCAUGCCGAAAGUGUCGACGACCACACUCGUGCCCUCCACGAUUCGCGAUCUUCCCUCAACUGAUGCCGGGUCACCGACCAAAGACUCGUCAAGCAAACCGGUUACCGUGCGGAAGACCACCCCGGACGCGGCGCCGCCAGAAGAAGAGACGACGCCGAGCGGAUUCACGUCGACCGAGGCACAAAUAACUACAAUAGAGGACUUGCCGUCGACCGGGGUUCAGGUUGUCACCGAAGAUGACAUUCCACAGACGACGACGACGACGACACUUCCAGCGGUCUGCAAUAACUGUGCGGCACUGGAACCGUUGGCUAUGACCAAAUCGGGCACCUACAAUGGAAUGCUUGUUCUUUGGCAUUACAAACAGAACGGAUGUCUUCGAGUCUCCAUUUCAUGUCAGGCGACUGUGAGUGAUACUGACGUCGCUUCGUUGUACUACAAUCCCUAUGGACUUGUGAUGUCCGGAACCGGCGAGCAGGCGAUGGAUCUGGUGUGUAAUAAUGGAAACUACGUGUAUAACGGAGAAGCCAUUUCGACUGUCAGUUGUAUUGCAACAAGUAAGCUACUCACAACUCAACCACCUGUUUUCAAGUUCGCUUUCAGCAUCCGCUCUGGUCCCGGCGACCACCGUACCACCGCUGACUACUCCUGCUCCGGGAGAUGAUUGCAGUGGAUGCAACCGUUUGCCAGUCACCAUCCUCAGCUCCUCCUCUGCCUACACAAACGGUCUUCUGAAGGCCACGACGUCCUACUCCAACUGCAUGUCCGUUCAGCUGACAUGCUACGGCACCACGAGCACCGAUCAAGUCUCGUUGAUCUAUGCGGAUGCACAACUUGCAACGGGGACUGGAAGCGCGGCACUUGAGUUGACGUGUAGUAGCGGUGGAAUGUGGAUGACGUCGGGGCUUCAGAGCAUCGAGAGUAUCUCGUGCGGGUACAUUCCAUGUAAGUCAUUAGUCAGACUGAUAUUAUAGAAAACUUUAUCGUCGUAGUGGGCAUCACAACUACAACUGCUCCCACUUCUUGUGGUGUUUGCGCUAACAUGGAGUCCGCCGAAGCUCUCCUUCAGAGCAACGCCUACGACGGAAUGAUAGUCCUCUACAAUUACGUGGAUUCUACCACCCAAUGCAAGAGAGUCGACAUUUCGUGUCAGGGAACCACUUCCACCGAGAACGCCACGCUGAUCUUCGAUCCACUGGGACCUGUGCUCACAGGAACCGAAGUACACGAGAUCAGUUUGAACUGCUCUUCGGACGGCAAGUGGAAGUACUCGGGAACCGUCAUCGACAGUGUCAGCUGCGUCGUGUCCACUGCUUCCACGGUGACCGUGCCUGCCACUACUGACUUGAUCUCGACGAGUACGACUACAUUGAAUCCGACUAUCCGUAUGAUUUGAUUUAGAAACGUUAAAGGGAACAAAUAAUUGUCUUUAAAGCAUUGUGUGCUCAGUGCACCCGCCCGACCGUGAACGCAGUCUCCUCGAUCGAUAACUCGCUGACGAACGGCCUCACUUCGAUGACCGUCUACACCGUCAACUCGUGCUCCGUGGUUCAGGUCACGUGCUCUGGAAGCACUUCCACCGAACGAGUCACUCUUUUGGCCGCCACCACCUCGUUGGUCAGCGGAGUCGGCUCCGUAUCGUUCAACUUGACCUGCAACUCUGCUGCCGGUUGGAUGACCGCUGCGGGUACACUUGUGGAUAGUGUGGCGUGUGGAAGAUACAAUUGUAAGAGUUACAUGCAUUUCUAUUGUAUUUUUAGUUUUCAGUAACAUCAUCGACCGGUCCGACGACUACGACAAUGCCCACAACCACGACCACAGCCGCUUCUCAGUGCUCGACGUGCGCAAACAUGAUGGCGAAGGCGGUGAACCCGACCGACGGAUCCUACGACGGAAUGAUCGUUCUGAAUCACUACACCGACGCGACAGGUUGCCGUCAUGUCGACGUAUCCUGCGGACCCACCCUGACCACUGAGAACGCGACCGUCAUCUUCGGAGCGACUGUCGUGGCCACUGGCGCCGCGACCCACUCCUUCUCGCUCACUUGCAACUCCAACGCCAACUGGGUCUAUCAGUCGACAUCCGUCUCCACAGUCAGCUGCGUCAUUUCUACGGCAACGAACGGAGUGACUGUCGCGCCGACCACCACGACCCAGGCGGUCAUCGACGACACCGCCAGCGCGUGCAGUCAGUGCGGAAAGGCGCCGAUCGUAUCUGUGGGCAACGGGUCCACCUACCUGAACGGCUUCUCCACUGUGGUUCAGUCGACGAACGCCGCCGGAUGUUCACUUCUAUACAUCAAGUGUCAAGGUUCUACGGUAAGCAUCUGAUUUGAAUCAUUGAAUAACAUUUCCUCUCUUUCCCAGACCGCUGACGCCGUCGCUCUUCUGUCGGCGGGAUUGCCUUUGCAGAGUGGAUUCGGUUCCACGUCCGCCAACCUCACAUGCAAUACUCAAUCCCAAUGGGCCACCUCCACCGGCUCGGUGAUCACUUCACUCGCCUGCGGACACAAGAACGCCGCCACGACGGUCUCCUCGAUCACAACUCUUGCUCCGACCGGACAGUGUGCUUCUUGUGCGAACAUGGUGGCCGAAUCCAUGGCGAGUUCCUCUUCCUCUUCCUCAUCGAGCGAGUACGAUGGAAUGGUCGUUAUGGAUCACUUCAUCGACCCGAGUACCAACUGCCGAACCGUCGCUGUGACGUGCGCUCCGACGACUUCAACCGAGAACGCCACGCUGUUCUUCGAUUCGAGUGCAGUCGCGACCGGAAUGUCCUCGCACACUCUCGAUCUGACUUGUGACGCUUCGGCACAAUGGACCUACUCGGGAAGUGUUGUCAGUGCGGUCGGAUGCUUGAUUUCCACUGGAACCGGAGCUGCCGCCACCACCGUCACAACUCUUGCGCCUGUCACUAAUCCAGCCAACAGUAAGACAAAAAUUCUGGCAAAAGCUCGGCUUCUAUGUAUUGCUCUUUCAGAUUUGUGCUCUCAAUGCACUCGUCUGCCCGUCGUCUCGGCCAGCACCAUCUCAAGCAACCCGAACGGAUUCACAACCCUAGUGAACACCAUCAACUCGUUCGGAUGCAGUACAGUCUCUAUGGUCUGUCAAGGACUUACGGUAAGCGAUAGAAUGCUUCUGGUUGUAAGUUUGAAAAGUUUUACUAUUACAGUCAGCUGACACGGUGGCGAUUGUGAUCAACGGAGCAAUCUACGCAGACAUGGGAACGAACAGCGUCAACUACACCGACUUCUCAUGCAAUUCUCAAGGAGUCUGGACGAGUACAUCCGUCGGAAACAUCACUUCAGUCGUCUGCGAACGGAUCACAACAUCGGCUGUAGCGUCUACAACUCCGACCACCACCACAACAGUUUCUUCUCUUUGCAACUCUUGCCCAGAUGUCCGGCCACUCUCCAUGGCGUCUGGAUCUUCGUACUACGAUGGAAUGAUCGUGAUCAAUCAUUACAAGGACAGAACGACAGCGUGUCGGAAGGCGAGUAUCGAUUGCAUGCCCACAAUGGACUACGAAGUGGCCGAGUUGAUGUUGAACCAACAAGCGAUCAACACUGGCAGUGCAGUCGGUGUGAACAUGGAGUGCUCGAGUGCCGGCACGUGGACAUAUGACGAGCAGACGUUUUCGACAACUUCUUGCCUGGUCGCUAGUAAGUAACCUGGCUAAUUUCUGACUAUAAACGGUUCUUAAACUCUUUCAGACUCCUCAUCGUCCCUGCCCGCCAGCGGAAAAAAACGGAAGAAGCGUCAGGCCGGCACUGGACUCACCGCCUGCCAGUCCUGCAGCACUCUUCCACUCACUUCCCUCUACUCGUUCUACCCGUACAUGAACGGCUUCUCGACGAUUUCAAUGGAUGACUCUUCUACGUGUAUGACUGCCACGGCGGUUUGCGAAGGCACCACCACGUCCGACGCGGUUGCUUGGAUCGCCUCGGGCACCAUCCUGGCUUCUGGCAUCAACAUGAUCAACUUGACGUUCACGUGCAACUCUCUGAGCAGUUGGCAGACCUCUUCUGGAAGUGUCUUCUCUUCGCUCUCCUGCGGAAGACAGAUCGCCACCACAACUGUCGCAACGACCACUGUCGCCUCAGAGGCGCUUAACUGUCCGAACCUGGUGGCUGAUCCUCUGACCACUUCGGAUUUGGCUUCGGAUGAAUCGAACGGACAAUUGAUAUUGGAUCAUUUCGUGAACACGACUAUCAUGGCGCGCGAGGUGACGAUCAUUUGCUACGGAAGCUCUGCCAACGACAACACCACCAUCUCGUUCGACGGCGGAACACGAACCUACACCGGAACUGGACAAAUCGAGUUGACGCUUGUUUGCAGUUCGACUGGACAGUGGAUGAGAAAUGGAAUUGCAGUCGAGACGGCCGCGUGUAUCGUCGUCGCCCCGUCUGGCACAACCAUCGCUCUGACCACAAUCAUUCCGACGACUCCGACCACUUCUGCCGGCUCUCUGCCAAGUACCAACUGUCCUCGCAAUGUAAUGCUCACUAUUCCGAGCGGCUACAACGCUGGAUACCUUUCCAUGAACACCAUCUCGACGGAAACGUCUUUGGAGGUACAAAUGAGUUGUGCCGCGCCCACCGGGAUCAGUGAAUCCCUCCUGCUCAGUUCAACGGGCGCCAUUUCGACGUCGGGAUCGGCGACCACGAACAUGACCCUGACGUGUAACUCUGCCUCACAAUGGGUCGUCUCUUCGGCGAGUGGGACUGGAAUCGCAGUCGGCACAGUCGUCAGCAGCCUCGCCUGCGUCGUCGCCGCCUCCACCACCACCUUGGCAACGGCGACUGUCGCCGCGGCGUGCCAACAAUGCGCCAACCUCCCGGCGAUCGGCCUUCUAGCCAGUCAACUGGAAGCCAACGAGCGGAACGGACAGUUCGUGUUGGACCAUGUGAGCGCCACGAACGCCUGCCGAGUCGUCUACCUCUCUUGUGCGGGAAGUUCGGCCUCGGAGAACUCGACAAUCCUCUUCAACGGCGGCUCUCAGACCAUGAGCACCCAGGGAAUCACCUCAACUUCCCUCACUUGCACCAGCUCGGCCACGUGGGAUUGGUACGGAAGUUCGAUCGGCUACGCUUCCUGCAAGGUUGCCGAUCGUGCGCUGACCGCCACAACCACCGCUCCGCUUUCUCUCACCACAACCGCCUACGUGGUGCCAGGAGACACGGGAUUGGCGUGCAGCAGAUCGAGCCUCGUCAAUCCUCUCAUCACUGGCGAUGCCGGAGCGUACCUGGUGCUCGAUACCACAAUCGUCAACGGAGGACUCUCGACGACGCUUUCCUGCGCUGCACCGGACGAUUCUGGCUCCGCAGUGCUCACGAACGGAGACGGAAGUGUUCUGGGACAGUCGAGCAACGGACUCGUCAACAUGACGCUCACUUGCAACUCGAACUCACAGUGGGUGCUCACCGCCAUCAGCGCCUCCACGACCGGAACAUCCGCCGCGUUGGGAACGAUCGUUUCGGCGUUGAAGUGCGGAGAAAUCGCUUCUGCGACGACAACUACAACUGUGGCAACUGCGACGACGGCUAGUGGUGCGUGUGGAGGAUGUGUGAACAUGCAGGCCAUCGCUCUCACGUCUACCCAACUCGUCUCUGGCGCCACGAACGGACAACUUUUGCUUUCACACUCGGUCGAUGCGACGAGCAAUUGCAGAAUUGUAGUGAUCAAGUGUAGAGGAGACAAUGUGAGUUAUCUUAUCUUUCUGUGCAAUUAAGUUUUGUUCGGUUCAGACCAAUCAAAACGCGACAAUCUUCUUCAACGCCAACGGUCAGACGUUGUCGGCCAUGUACGGUCAGGUGUCCACUUCCAUGGCUUGUUCGUCAUCCAACACGUGGCAACGGAACGGAGUUGAGAUCGACGGCGUCGCCUGCAUGAUCACUUCGGUCGUCGGCGCCACCUCCACCGCUCCGUCGCCCAUCACCACACUGGCUCCCUCGUCGACCACUCUAAGCGCGAGCGGACCGUCGGCCAGCUGCAACACGGCGUUCAUCACCGCCGUCUCCACUUCCGGCUACUCGAGCGGCUUCAUGACCGUCGACACGACAGUCUCCGGAUCUUCCAUGACCGCAAACGUCAACUGCGCGUCUCCGGUCUCCACGGGAACUGCCGCUCUUCUCGACUCGAGCAAUAAUGUGGUGUCGACGGCGACUGGCUCGACAAAUCUGACGCUCACGUGCAAUGCAAACUCCCAAUGGGUCACCUCUUCGGGCACAAUCAUCACUUCUCUGAGCUGUGGAACUGUCGCCGCGGCCACCACCACUCUGGCUGCUGCUGCUACGGUAAGAAAGAAAUGGGUCAGGAUGAUGUCCGUCGUGUGAUAAACUGAACUGAUGAUAACAAUGAUCUAUUCGCCGGUCGCUUUACAAACCGCCCUAUUGAUUUUAUCGAACAGUACGGCGACGACGUUGACCGAUAUUCCGGGCAGUACAAAGAAACUGAUAACUGGUCUCAAUGUGACCAGUGCGGUGCAGCAACAGCAUCGAGCAGUAAGAACUUUAUACAAACUAGGUUAGGACAAGUGUUGCAACAGGUUGUGGUACAUAUUUUUCUCAAAAAUCAUAUUUAGGACCUGAAACUCCUCUUCUUAAGAUUUAUAUCUCGAAAUCCGAUGAUUAUUUCGAUAAGUGUUCAACUGAAAAGUUAUUUUAAUUUUGAAGCUCAACAGCUUUGUACUAUCAAAUUAAUAAUCUUGCCUCCGGUUCCCCGCCGCUACGCGACCGUUUCGCAGCUGAAAAGACCACGCCCCUUUCUGCAAGUGCCGCACAUGCAGCAUCAAUAAAUUAUUUUUCUUGGAGAAUACACAAAUUACAGUUCAGAAUCUCGUUUAAAUCUAUCCGUUUGCAGAGAUAAUUCUCUAAAAACACUCGAAAGCAAUUAAUUUCCGUCAGGAGUAGCUUUAAUUUGUGUAUUCUCCAAGAAAAAUUGACAGCGUGUGCGGCACUUGCAGAAAGGGGCGUGGUCAUUUCAGCUGCGAAGUGGUCGCGUUGCGGCGGGGAACUGGAGGAAAGAUUAUUAAUUUGAUAGCAGUUGAUUAUUUUAUCUCGAAACCCGUCACUCUUGAGUUACGGUCCAGUUUCUAAACAGUAGGGCGACGAGAAGUACGUUGAGGCUACAUGAGGCCUCUAAUCUGGAGAACCUCAUUAAUAUUGUAAACUUUCAGACAACCUCGGCGGCGGCCAGUGGCGACUGUUCAACUGCCACGUGGAACGCGUGGCAAGAGUGGUCCGACUGCACCGAUACGUGCGGCUCGUGCGGCACACAACAGCGCUUCCGAACAUGCACCAAACCACUUGACACGUGUACCUGCACGGGGUAAUUCUCGCAACUGGUUGCAAAGGGUCAUUGUCCCAUUUCAGAUCGGCCUACGACAAAGCGUACUGCAACCUGGCGGUGUGCAAAUUCCCGCGCACCUCGUGCUGCGACGGCUUCACACCUCGCUCGUCGGGCGGCACUUUUGUCUGCAUGUCGUGAUGCGCCCCGGCAAACGCUAAUUACGAUGAUUAUUGUUUAUAAAAGAAGAAGAAAAAAAGCAGCAUUUCGCUUUGUUAGUUUGUGUUUUUCGCCAAUAAGAACAAAGUACUAGACCUCGUUUUUUUAUUCGCAUUCUGUGUUGCAUGAAGAAGCAGGGUGGCAGUGACCUGUGUACACACAAACACACAGAUAUAUUUAGCAAGUCUGCCAGAAUACCGGAUUGGAUGACCAGUUUUUCGGGAGAAAAGAAACGUUCGCAAACAUGAACAAAUACUCACUCAUUUCACUCGCUAGUAAUCCUUCUCCUCCUUCUCCCACUUCUUCUCGAGAAGAAUGCAACUUCUGCUCCUCCUCGUUUUCAUAGUCCUAACUCUUUUUGUACACUUUUCCAGUCAGGUACGCAAAUGUUGCGCUAUUGUCCCCCAAAUAAGAGUUGCAGUGCAUAUCGUUAGGGUGUCUGGGAGGUUUCGGCGGUUGCGGAUCGUCCUGUCUCUUGGGACUAUGUCUUCAAGCACCCAUUGUACGUGAAUUUUUACGGUUUCAAACCACUCAAAACUGGAUAUCUCAGCUGUCGAUAGAAAUUUCAAAAAGUUGUCAACAAAUGAAUUUUUCAUCAAUACGUUGUGCACAUUUCAUCAAUUGUCACCUUUUUGAUAUCUUUACCGGCAGCCGAGAUACAUCGUCCUGAACGCACGGUACAGUGGUGCUCUUCUAUUACAGUACUAACAUUGAGAGUUCUCCGGAUCAGAUGAUUCAAUUGAUCUGAAACUUGCAGAGUAUACUGUCUAUAGACACACCAAACCAAGACCGAUAGUCCCACGCUAAAAUUUUCGCCUUUCAGAUCCAGCCGCUCGGAUGCCCGUGCGGCGUCGGAUUCAUGUGCAUGCGAGGCGGAUGCGUGGCUCGAGCUGCCGCCGGCACGAAGACGUUCCGCGAAGAUUCCGCCUCGCGACCGCCCGACCUCAAAGACGUUUCUCUGGUCUGUCAUCAGUUUUGGCAAUGUCGCUCCACCGCAAUGAAAACAUUAAACUUCGGUCGCAAGCGGUAGAGCGCCCAAUACGGUUUAUUCAAGACGAUGUAUCUCAGUUGUUUGGAGAGAUAUCAGAAACUUGUCAAUUGAUAAAAUGUGCACAAUGUGUUUGUGGACAAUUUGUCGGUUGACAACUUUUUGAUUUCGCUACCGGCAGCUGAAAUAAACCGUGUUGAGUGGUCGGUACUCUGCUGCAACUUCUAUUUCCAAUCUUCGUUUCCAGAUGACUCCAGAUGAGCACUUUGCCACGUGCUGCACCAUUCUGGACGUGCCCUCCAGCUGCUCGACGCUCUGCUCCUACUCUUCGUACUCUUCGGAGGAAGUGAGUGCCGUCCUUUCGCUGCAGUCGGCGUGUCCCGUCAGUGCCAUCCGAAACGUGCAUUAUUGUGCGGCGCGGGCAACCAACCACACCGAGUGCUGCUCCAAAUCACUCGUGCCGCCGCACUGCCACUCAUUCUGCGACCAGGUUUCGUUCCAGCCGAAAAAUGAUAAAGUGUGGAUGAAUGACAUUUUAGAGUCAGGGAAAAGAAGAGAACGAAAUGUCACUGGGACAACUGCAAUGCGUCCAUUACUUCAAUGAUAUCAAGACGUGCUUCGUCGAGUACGCCAACUCGGAAUACUUUGAAGGAUACAACGAGGACUCGGAUGUGAGGGAACUGAAAAGCGAGGACACCAGUUUGAUCUCUAGUUUUUAG
Caenorhabditis sp. 36 PRJEB53466 is the source of this 11539-nucleotide messenger RNA. The record is from the annotation of a GenBank genome assembly. NCBI's taxonomy places the organism in Eukaryota, Metazoa, Nematoda, Chromadorea, Rhabditida, Rhabditidae.